AUGAAGCUCUCGUCCAUCUUCGCGGCCGUUGUUACCGCCCUCGCUACCACCGUUGUAGCCGCCCCCCUGGCCAAGCGUGACGGAGCUGCUGUUGUCAACGCUGUCUCUACCAUAUCCCAGCAGAUCACCGACCUCGACAAUGUCGUCAAGACCUACAACGGCGGAUUCAUCACUCCUAUCAAGAUCCAAACCAAGACUAGCAAGUUGACCUCAGGCCUCAAGGACGCUAUCAAGACCGUCCAGGAAUCUGCCAAGUUCAACGACCAGGAGUCCCAGGCAGUGGCCACCGCAUUCGUCCAGCUUAAGCCAAAGAUCGAUACUGUGCUUGCCUCCCUCGUUAGCAAGCAGCCUAUCUUCAAGAAGGGCAUCCUCGGCAUCAUCCCACUCGACUGGCUGGUGAAAAUCAACCUCAAGAAGCAAAAGGAUCUCUCGGCCAAGUUGGGAGAUGAGACGGUGCUCAAGCUGAAUGAGCAGUUCGCCAAGUUGGCUCCUUUGAUCAACAAUGCCAUUGCUGAGGCUUUUACGAAGGCAAUUGCUGCAUUCUCCUGA
Nannizzia gypsea CBS 118893 is the source of this 549-nucleotide messenger RNA. Its product is annotated as hydrophobic surface binding protein B. The coding region runs from base 1 to 549 and encodes 182 amino acids. Lineage: Eukaryota; Fungi; Ascomycota; Eurotiomycetes; Onygenales; Arthrodermataceae. The transcript has a single exon. Gene Ontology annotation, cellular component: extracellular region. The record is from RefSeq and is a predicted model, not a curated record.